AUGUACAUCCUGGACUAUCCAGAUUUAUCUGAUUUAACUUAUCAGCAAUGGGAGCUGACAAAAGAUGUUAUAAAUCUUUUACAACCGUUUGAAGAGUUGACAAAUCUUGCAAGCAAAAGAGAAUGCUGUUUAUCAGAAGUAAUUCCUUUGGUAAAAACUUUGAUUUCUUAUUUAAGCAACAACUCUAAAGAUAUAUUUUGUGGUGUAGAGGCACUUAGAGGCGCCCUUAAAAAAAAUUUAGAAAAGCGGUUUAGCCACAUUUUUAGUGACGAAUACUUUACAGUGGCCACUCUGUUGGAUCCACGCUUCAAAAAUAAUUUUUUUGACAGCACAGAAAAGCAACAGAUGUAUGAAGUACUCAAAAACAAAAUUCGUGAGUUAGAGGGAGGAAGCACAACUGUUGCUGACAGUGCAAGUGAGGAUGAUGAUAUUCCAUUAAAAAUACUAAUACAGGAGACAACUGCAGAAACACCGAAUACCUCACGAGAUAUGUUCUGGCAGACGUAUGAACAUUUUGCAGGUGAAGGGACAUCUGGAAAUUCCCAACGAAAACGGGAGCACCAAUCAGUAAAUACACUAGACAAGGAAAUUAAUGCGUAUACCAAUCUACCAGUGAUUGCAAGAUUUGACAAUCCUGUUCAGUGGUGGAAUGAUAAUAAAUUGCGAUUUGCCAAACUUUUCCCACUAGCUGCCAUAUAUUUGUCGGCACCAGCUGGGAGUGUAGCGAGUGAACAAGUUUUUUCUGAGGCAGGCAACAUUUAUGAUGCCAGACGAAGCAGGUUAACACCUGAUAGGGCGGAAGCUUUAUUAUUUGUACACCACAAUUUGCCUAAGUUAAAUUUUAAGUAUUAA
Acanthoscelides obtectus is the source of this 852-nucleotide messenger RNA. The record is from the annotation of a GenBank genome assembly. NCBI's taxonomy places the organism in Eukaryota, Metazoa, Arthropoda, Insecta, Coleoptera, Chrysomelidae.